CUCGUAUUUUAUUUGAUUUAUGACGACUUUCUGAAAUUCGAUCGAUUAAUGAUUUCAAUUUGCCUUUAUAUGGUAAAAGUAAAAUAUUGAAUAGUGAAGAGACUUCCGCUGAAUGAGGAAAGUAAAAGGAUUCCAUCCCCCCUCAAUGGCCGCCAAGGGUCUUUCCCACUUUUUCCAGAAGGAUAAGGUAAUUUUUUGUUAUUUGCACCAUCUCAUGUCAUUUCAAAUUGAGUUGAAAGUUCGUUAAGUUUCCGCCUCCUUGAUAUUACAAGUGUUUGUUUUGCUUCUGUGGGACGAUUUUGCAGUAAUAGCGAGAGAGGGUAUCGUGUAGAUCGGACCCAUUUUGUUCUCGUGCUUACAUCUUGUUUAAUCAAUCAUUUUUCAUCUUUUAGACGUUCCGUCCCAAAAGAAAACUUGAAGAAGGAACAUUACGUUAUGAACUUCACAAACAAUCCAAGGUUCGUUGAUAUUGAAACUGAACAUACCAUGUAGUUUGACUCUGCCGUCAUGUUUAUUUUAGUGAACCUUCGAAAAUGCUGAAGCUGUUGCGUUAAGUAUAACUAAACAUGUUUGUCUUUGAAAGGCUUCAUUGCACUCCGGCAUCAAUUUGAAAGAAUGCGUGAAACUCCCAGAUGAUGAAGAUUUGAACGACUGGGUUGCUGUUCACAGUAAGUUUAUAAUUAUCGCGUUACCGGUUUUAUCAAACUUUCACAUCUUGUUUAAACAAUCCUCCUGAGAUUAUGCUCUUCAUUUAAGAUAAUGCUUGAUAAACUUCAUCUUCAGAUACCAAACUUAAUCUGAUUGCGGAUGUACGUGUGCUGUGGUUGAAGUUAAUUCAGUGGAACCGACUCUUUCUAAUAAGCACAUUAGGAUACAGUUGCUGUGAUUAUUUUUUCACUUUUUAAAAAAAAAUGUUUUCCUCCUCUUUUCUUAACUUCCCUUAUUUUAUCUAUGAUUACUGUACUUCUUGACGAAUGUAACAUGGUAGUAGGUUCUUUCUUCAAUGCUUUGAUUGGACACAGCACAAGUGCAAAACUGUUAAGAGGCCGAAUCAAGGUUAUGAUGGUUGAGGAGAGCUGGUCGUACUUUCAACAAUUAUGCAUGUUUGAAAAACAUCUGCCAUGCAGUAUCAUCAAAAAUCACAAAUCACCUCACAAUCUGAAUCUACUCAAAAUUGGGCAUGUUAGUUGGUGAUGGUUUUUCAGUUUGAUCCAAGCUCAGAUACAGUGCAGUGUAGUUUUUUUGUCAGCAACUGUCAUGGGAAAAAAUAGACAGCCAAAAUUGUGGUAAUAAUUGUAUCAUUUUGAAGUAGAAAAUGAGGAAUAAAGAUAAUAGAUAUGGGGAAAAAACUGAAAACAUGGCUUCUGUAAGCAAGAGAUGGUAGCCAAAUGUUUUAUUGAAGAAGACCAUUAUUUUUUACUGAGUAAUGGUGGCACAGUAAGGAAAAAUUUAGGAGAGCAAGAUAUUCAAAUAGCAAGCUUCAUAAAUAAAUUUGGGAGAAGGCUAAGCACCAUUUAGCUGCAUUUGUUUAGUGCAUUUCAUUAUUUCAGCAAACUAUAUCAUCAUAAUCUGCAACUGUGCUGCGUCUAUUGCAAAACAUGAUAUUUCAAAAAAACAUGAUAUUUCAAAAAAAGAAAAUUAUGCCAUAAUUACGUGGUAAUGAUAGUUUGCUGCUCCAAAUUAAAAUUCACGAUAUUCUAAUGAUGUUAGAAUAUGGUGAAUUUUAAUUCGGAGUGAAAAACUAUUAUUACCAUAAUUGUGUAAUUAUGGCAUAAUCUACUUUUCUUUUUUUACACAGUUGUGGAUUUCUUUAAUCGCAUUAACUUGAUUUAUGGAGCAAUUGCUGAAGUCUGUACUGAUGAGAGUUGUCCAACUAUGUCUGGAGGAAAAAGGUGCAUAGUGUACUGUAUAUAAAAAAUACUGUGGUCUGCUUAGGUCUUCCUUAGCAAUUACCCUACGACUUUCAAGACCUGAUUCACAUUUUCUUGUAAAUCAGGCACAAAAAAUUGAUGUUAGAUCAAAAUAACAACUUUUACAUGAUAAAUGUAAGUAUUCUCAUCACCUUUUUUGCUGGACACUGCAUGGAUAUUAUAGGGAGAAGUUACAUGUUAAUCUCAUCUGGAAGUUGAAGGGUGAAUAUGUUCUUUUCCUCCAGGUAUGAGUACCAUUGGUGUGAUGGAGACAAAUAUAAAAAACCAACUUCAGUUCCAGCUCAGGAGGUACAUGUAUUUGUGUUACCAAUUGCAUUGUAUUUACUUAAACUUGAGGUGCUUGGACAAUGAAAACCAAUCAGAGAGUAGAACUAAAAUAAUAUAUUCCAACAGUACAAAUUGACCAUCAGUGGAAAGUUUUGGUCUGAAACAUUGAAAUCUCCCUGCACAUAAUGACCAGUGAUAGUACCACAACUACAGUGUUGGUGAGCUACCAUGUUUAACCCCAGAUAUCCUAAAAUUGAGAACUUGCACACUGAUAUAAGGUUGUGAAUGGUUAAAUUUUUUUUUGAAAUCCUAGCCCCUUCUCAAACCCAGCAUUGAUGAGAAGUUUCUAUACAUGUUGAUUAAUUGUGUUAUACAUUUUUGUUUGUUUUUUGUUCAGUAUAUCUCCUUGCUGAUGGAUUGGGUGGAGAGCCAAAUUAACAAUGAGGAUAUAUUCCCAAUUGAUAAAGGUACAGCAAUAGACCAUUUGCUUGUUGCAAUGUUUGUCCUGCAGAAAUAAUAAUAAAGAUGUGAUCAUGGGCAGUGGAUAAACAAUCCUCCAAUCUUGGCUACCAAAUUAGCAUUCGCUCAUCCGCUCUGACAAAGGAAAAAUGCUCGAAACAUUAGCUUUGAAACUCCUUACAAUGGCUAAUUUACAUCAUCAACUCAGUUGUUAAUACCAAAUUGCCAAAUUAACACACUGCAAUUAUAGUAUUUUUCAUUUUGACUGGCUUUACAUCUUUAUUUCAUCUCUGACACCUUUUGACAACAGUGUGUAAUUAACAAUUGGUUCAUACAUCGGCAUGCAUUCAUCAAGAUAUGAAGCACAUGGGAAGUUUAGAGAACAAGAAGGAUGCGUAAGAGUUGCUCGAGGCAUAGCUGAUAGCAACUCUAGCUUCUUAAGUGCUCUCCAAACUUCCCAAGUGCUUCAUAUCUUGAUGAACACACAGCUGACGUAUUAACUAAUUGUUUUAUAACAUUUUGAACCUGAUGGAAAAUGUUUUUUCUCGAGGGAUUUGUUUGCUGAUGUCAUGAGCGUGCACAAUAGGAAUAUGAAGCACACUUGUGCAAUUGAAUUUGAUUAGACAAAUUUACUAGCUAUGUUAUAAUGUCACUUUGUAAAUAGAUUUCUGCAAGCAAUUUACAUGUUUCCUAAUGUUGGAAAAAUGUCCUCCCUCCUUCAAACCCUUUAGAUUAAGAACAUUGAUAAUUGGUUAUAACUGAAACUUAACUACUGUAGCUUGAUGUUAUAAAUAUAUCUACGCCUGAAUUUGCCCAAAAGAAAUAAGCAGGAGGGUAACACUUAGUUCUCCUCAGGUCCCUGGAGGUUUUAUACAAGAUUCCAGACAUUUUUGUCAAUUUGAUAUCCUGUACAGCUUUAAAAAAAAUAUUCAACUUGUUGCACAGGGGAAUGAACAUUGCAAUUUGCAGACAAUGGACAAAAAUACAUCUAAUUUCCAAUGCUGUGGUAAUUUCAGAUGUUCCAUUUCCAAAAACAUUUCUUCCAACUUCCAAGAAGAUCCUUACAAGACUCUUUAGGGUGUUUGUUCAUGUUUACAUCCAUCACUUUGACAAAGUACAAUCCUUAGGAGCUGUAAGUACAUCCAGUUAUCACAUUGCACAAUAAAUAUUUAAAGGCCAACUGCAUUGAGGGUAUCAGUACCUACCAUGAAACAUGUAACCCAAAUAUUGGUUUUGCAUGCUUCUCCUGUUUUCCUGUCUUUAUCCUCCCUCUUGUUUUUUGUUUUUGUUUUCUCUAUUUCAUAACCUCAUCUGUUUUAUUUUUGCCUCUGAUCUACUUUCAUGUUUUGUUCAUUUCUCAUAUUUCAUUCCCCUCCUCUUCUGAUUUCUCUUCUUAACUUUAAAUGUGCAUCAGACUGUACUUCAUAGUCAUCCUGCACUCAGUUGUAAUUCAUUAAUAAUAAUAACAGGGAUGUAGAUAAUAGCUGGAAGCUAGGAAAAUUACCUGGCUGUGAACGCGAUUUUUCCGGCUGUGAAGCACUACUUUUUUCUCCAAAAUGUUUUUAAAUAUUGUCAAAAGAUUGUUAUCUAUUUAUUUCAUUUGUUUACACUUUCAAAUCUAAGUACAGCAUGCCAAAGGCACGCUAGAGUGGGCCCUCGGCCCAAAUACCUACCUAUCAUUGCAAGAUUCCUGCCUGUUAGCUACAUCCCUGAAUAAUAAUAAUAAUAUAACAUAUAAUGGUGUUAAUAACUGCAACAACAUCUAUUAUAAUUAACCAAUGAAUCAAACACUCUAAAUAGUUAUUAGUGGUUAAAAUCCCGAGGAAAAGGGAGUUUACCAGUUACCAAUUUAAAAAGCACAGCCUAGUACAUGUAGUAAGGUAGAUUGCUGGAACCAGAAUCUCCAGAUUGCAUGUACAGUACCCCAGUUGCUCCAUUAAGUACCUUCAUCAGAAUGCUGAAAAGGGCUUGACUAUCAAAGUUUUCUUUCAGGAAGCUCACGUAAACCAGUGUUACAAGCAUUUCUAUUAUUUUGUUACUGAGCUUAACCUUGUGGACAGAAAAGAGUUGGAGCCUUUGGUAAGUGGACUGUGACUGUUUGUGACACAGCCAACUAGCACCUCAGGGGAGUGGGGAUGACUCUCAUUGAACUUGUUGAGUGAUUUGCAUCUAAUUUCUCCUUAUUAUAUCAAACAUUUAUUAAAGCCACAAGAAUACAGCAAAUGAAGCUCUUGAUUGUUACACAAAUUCUCCAUGUUGGCACCCUAGGAAAUGUUGAGCGAACUGUAGGGAGAAUAUGCAUACUGAUGUUGGGGGUGUAAAGGGUGAAUUACAUUGAAUUAUUUGAGUGUAGCAAUGGAUGGAGUGCAAUUGUUGAACAGUGUUUCAUGAGUAAGACGCUUGACUCUUGCAUUACCUUCAAUUCUCUUCACUUAUUUUUUGUUCAUUUAUUUUUUGUUUGCAGAAAGCAAUGACUCAGAAGCUGUGUUCCUGACAUGAAGGAAUAUAUUUGAGACUAUUAUUAGUUGUUUGUAAAUAGAAUACACGUUUCUAAGGUCGCAAUGAUAAUUCCCCUCUGUGAAGUAUUCGACCUUUUCCAGGCUUCAGUUGGUUAAACGGAGCGAAGUCGUUAAAGACGCGACAUAUCCGGAAGAGCGAAAUGGAGGGAGGCCUAGGUCGGUUCGCGACCCGAUCCAAACUUCCCUCGUUCCUUUACUCCCCCGCUACUAUCGUGCCGGUUAUCAUCAGGCUUUGUGUUACUAACUAAACGGCUGGAACAGGCUAUGAAGUAUUUAAUGAAGUCAAAAUUACGCUUUCAUAUGAAAAUGAGCUUUUAAUAUGCAUGCAUAUUUUCAUAGAUUGAAAAUUAUAUCAUCUUCUAUCAAUGAAUACAUUCUUACAAAUUUGAUAGUCAGUUGUUUAUAAGAAAAUCUGGAUUACGAAGAAACAGUAUUAAGCAUUAAUAAAGAUUACCUUGUUACUAAUUUUCAGGUGGCAAGAAUUAGGUAUAUCAGCAUAUGUUGAUUCUUUAUGAAAGCUGGAGAAAAGUUUCUAACUAUUUUCAGAUUUUGUACUUUCAUUAAGUGUCGAACUUUCUUAAGGGUGAUUCGUUAAAUAAAACCUUACUCCACCUCCAUUGAUUGCUUUAGAUAAUCGGAUAUUGUAUAAUAGUUUUUAAAAGGCUCACUCCGAGAUCGGGCACUACUAGUGCAUUCGAAGAACCCUUUCUGCGUCAGACUACGAGCCGAGACUGCGAGCUGUUAGACCUCUACUCUUCCUUUUACGGCGAAGUCCUUCGCACGAGUCAAAACAAAAUCGUAAAAAAAAAUAAUAAAAUAGAAAAUGAUGAUACUGCGCCUUGCGAAACUCCCGAGGUGCUUC
This is a messenger RNA of Pocillopora meandrina, 6038 nucleotides long. Lineage: Eukaryota; Metazoa; Cnidaria; Anthozoa; Scleractinia; Pocilloporidae. The record is from the annotation of a GenBank genome assembly.